CUCAUGAGUGCGGUAACACUUUAUUGACUGCACCAUUGUUCGGUGCUACUUUUGAUAUCUUAAAUGCCUGUUUCAGUAUCUAUUAGGAUCUACUAUCGCCAUCUUUUUCUCUGUGAGGACCAGACUCUCUUUUUUCCCAAUCAAUUCUAAAUUUCCAGUUCGAUUCUAUUCUAGCACGCUUUCUUGAAAAUCAUCAUUCCUUUAACUAUUUCUCUCAAUCACAUUCAAAACCUUUCAAAUUGCACGCAUUCACUCAUCUCCUAUAAUUCCCAUUUCAUUACAUCUUAAUUUGAUAUUUCUUUUCUUCUUCUACUCCUCUUUUUAGAUCUUUUUCAAUCUUCAGUGAACAGAUCAUGCUGAUGGCUUUCCCAACAAGAGAAGAAUUAACCUUCUUUUCUUCUUCCACUUGCCAAUGGAGCCAUGAUAUCUUCUUGAGUUUUCGAGGUGUAGACACACGUUAUGGUUUUACCGGAAAUUUAUACAACGCUUUGUGUAACUAUGGCUUAAACACCUUCUUUGAUAUCAAUCUUGAGAGGGGAGAGGAAAUUUCAAAGGAACUUCUUAAAACCAUUGAACUGUCAAUGAUUUCGAUCGUUGUAUUGUCUGAAAAUUAUGCAUCUUCUUCUUGGUGUUUGGAUGAACUUGUCAAGAUUCUUGAGUGUAAAAAUACUGGACGGAUCCGAAAGGUUUAUCCAAUUUUCUACAAAGUGACUCCAUCUGAAGUUAGAAACAAUGAGGGAAAGUUUGGGAUAGCACUAGAUAACCAUGAGAAAAAAUUCAAAGACAACAUGGAGAAGGUUAAGAGAUGGAAGGAAGCUUUAACUGAAGUAACUAAAUUGGCUGGAUAUGAAUACAAAAAUGGUGAGUAUGAAUUUGAAUUUAUCCAAAGAAUUAUUGAAGAGAUAUCAAUUAUUAAAUCAAUUCACAUAAAAUUACCUAUUGCUAAAUAUCCAGUUGAAGUAGAUUCUCAAGCAAAAGCCAUAGAAUCGCUUUUAGAUGUGGAGUCCAAUGGUGUUUUCAUGGUAGGAAUCUAUGGUCUUGGGGGAGUGGGUAAGACUACAAUCUCAAAAGCCGUUUAUAAUAGAAUUAAUGAUCGUUUUGAAGGAAGCUGCUUUCUAGAAAACGUUAGAGAAAAUUCAAAGACAGAUGCUGGCAUUAUCCAAUUACAAGAGACACUACUUUCUAAGAUCUUACGAAGUAGAUUUGUUAAGGUGAGUAGUGUACUUGAAGGAAUCACUAUGAUAAAAGAAAGGUUCUGCAAUAAGAAAGUUCUUUUAAUUCUUGAUGAUGUGGAUCAAUCAAAAGAGAUAGAAAAGUUGCUUGGAUAUUGUAACUGGCUUGCUUCAGGAAGUAGAGUCAUCAUAACAACAAGAGACAGAAACGUUCUACCCAAUCUUGGAAGAGAUCCUCAAAUAAGAACUUAUGAGGUUCAAAAAAUGAAUCCACGCGAUGCUCGUGUUCUUUUCAAUAUGCACGCCUUUGGAAACAAUAAUCCUAAGCAAGGAUAUUCAAAUCUUGUAGAGCAAAUUAUGUCUUAUGUCGAUGGCCUUCCAUUAGCUCUAGUAAUAAUGGGUUCUGAUUUGUAUGGCAAAAGUAUAGAUCACUGGACAUGUGCAAUCGAAAAGUAUAAGAAGAUUCCACAUGGAGAAAUUAUUAAUAAACUCAAGAUAAGUUAUGAUGGAUUGGAAAAAGGAGAAAGGGAUAUUUUUCUUGAUAUUGCAUGUUUUUUUAAGGGAUUUAAAAUGGAUGAAGUUGUGAAUAUAUUAGAUGCUUGCAAAUUAUCUUCAAGUUUGGGUAUUAAUAAACUUAUUGAAAAGUGUCUCAUAACUGUUGACAUAUGGGGCAUAUUGCGGAUGCAUGACUUGCUACAACAAAUGGGUAGAGAAAUCAUUGAACAAGAAUCUGAAGAGCUUGAAAAUCGUAGCAGGAUAUGGUGUUAUGAGGAUGCUUAUAAAUUGCUGACUGAAAACAUGGGGUCGAAUAAAAUUCGAGGCAUAAUGUGGAACUCACCUAUACCAAGAUUGGUGAAAUUGCAAGCUAAUGCUUUCAAAAAUAUGAGAAAUCUCAAAUUUCUCUUAGUUGAGAAUGUACGAAUUUCUAAAGCGCUUAAAUAUCUCCCCAACGAGUUAAGAUUGCUUCAGUGGUCAAAAUAUGAUUUUCCCUUGCCAUUAAAAUUUUGCCCUCACAAUCUUGUUGUGCUAAAUAUGCCGAAUAGUCGGAUUAGAUGGGAGAAAGUAUUAAAACAGGGCCGCGCAUUUGAAGCGUUGAAAAAUGUCAAUCUCGAUGGGUGUAAAUUCAUUACAAAAUUACCCUCCUUAUUAUGCGCCCCAAACUUAAAGAAUUUGGACAUGCGUGGCUGUGUAAAUUUAAUAGAGGUUCAUGAGUCGUUUGGAUAUCUUGAUAAGCUUGAAAGGUGGGACCUCACAAACUGCCGAAACCUUAAGAUUCUUCCAAGCCUCCUCGUGCUAAGAUCCCUUAAAUAUUUUCGGCUAACGUACUGCAGAAGGCUUGAGAAGUUUCCUGCUAUUUGUGCCCCAAACUUAGAGAUAUUGGCCAUUUCUCAUUGUAAAAACUUAAUAGAGGUUCAUGAGUCAGUUGGAGAUCUUGAUAAGCUUAAAUCGUGGUACCUCGAAAGCUGCAUAAAACUUGAGAUUCUUCCAAGCCGCCUCCAGCUGAGAUCCCUUGAAAUCUUGGAUCUAAAAAACUGCGGAAGGCUUGAGAAGUUUCCUGAUAUUCACCCAGAAAUGAAAUAUUUGCAGAAUUUAUAUAUGACUAAUACUGUUAUUAGAGAAUGGCCUUCCUCGUUCACGCAUCUCACCAAAGGGCUUUUCGAGUUAGUGCUAUAUAACAAUGAAAACCUUUGGAAUAUUCUGCAUAGCCGCAAUAAAUUGCAACUGCUCGAGGAAAUAGAUAUUCCCACUGCCAAUUCCUUUGAUGGCUUUCUGAGCUUGGAAAGUCUGUGGCUCGACUCUUGGGAUGGAGUUAUAACUGAAUUAGAUUUUCAAUACUUCCCCCUAUUGAGCCAUCUUUAUAUAUUAGAUUCCAAUUUUAUUAGUAUUCCCCAAAGCAUUAGCGGAUUAGCUAGAUUACAAUAUAUUAGUAUAAAAAAUUGUAAGCAGCUUCGGGAAAUUCCAAUGCUUCCACAAUCUGUAAAAGAAGCGCAUGUAAGGAAAUGCCCGUCGUUGGAUCCACAAUCAUCAAGCAGAUUAUUAAUUCAGGUUGGAGAAGUUUUAGGGAUUUUUCCAAAUUACCAAGUUUGGAGAGUCCAUGAAGGUGCAAGAAGCAACAUAUCAAUGGAUCCCUUUCAUGACUCUGAAUCUGAAUCUGAAUCUAAACAUGAUUAUGAAGUUGUGUACUAUCUUACACUACCAGUAACAGAGAUUCCAAAGAGAGGAACGUAUGCCCAACAUUUGUGAUGUUCGCAUGUACAUCAAUGGGUGUAAACAAGUAAAUUCAAAUUUCUAUAAAGAUUGGACAGAAGAGGAACUGUGGUUAUUGUCUAUAUCCUUUGAGAAAUCGAAUAAACGAAAUCUAUCUGAACAGAAUCACAUUGAAGUUGAGGUUAUACAAAGAUCUUAUGACUUAACUGGAAAACACACUGAUUUGAUAAAAUGGUUGGGGGUCAAUGUAGAAUGCACCUGCUAUCCUCAGAAUUCAGAUGUUACUUGCUUGCCGCUUCCGUGUGCUAUGAAUGGUUGUGGGUCUUCCUCGAUUCCGAAUGACACUGAGCUCCCGCCUUUGCUACCUGUUUCCUCCACUUCUUAUGCUUCAGAUUCAGAUCACAGGGUUCUUAACAAUGGAAGAAACUUAUCCAAAAAAAAAAAAAAAACAAUGGAAGAAAUUACAUACUUGCUGGAACAGGACUCCAAAAGCGAAGAAGAAUUUGUCUCUGACGGCAAAGCCCAUCAGAGGGCGGAGCUCUAACCCUUGGAGAUGGAGCUCUUCUCUUAUUCAAUCUCUUCUUCAUUUUCCAAACACCACAUAAUUAUGAUGUUAGAGAAUAUCCUCGUAGACACGGUAGACCAUUCUUUGGUUGUUUGGCCUCGUUGGAGCAUAAUCAUGUGCCAAGUAAGCUUACCUUCAAUGUUUUGAAACAGCUCAAGACCUCUGUUGUUGACAAUUGGGAGUAAAUAUGGACCAGAUUUCCUGAAGUGAAGUGGAUCUACCUUGCAAGUAGGAAUCAUCACUUGUACGUUGAGUUUGAGUAUCCUUUCCCAAAGAGGCUUUGGGAGAAAGUCAAGUCAUGGUGUCUAACAAAUUACCAGGUCAACUUCAUCACUUAAGAAGGAGACAUGUUGCAUUGUACAGUGAAAAAAUGUGGAGCAGCUAUUACAAUGGACUAUACCUAUGUUCAGGUCAUCAAGAUAUUACACUUCUACAUCUUAAAAGCAUUUUCCCACAACUUAAAGUUUCUUGGUAGUAUAGCACAUGAACAUAAGUUCAAGGUACCAAGAGAAAAAGUGCAACUAAAGGAACCGAUUUUAGCAGUUCAAGAGUUUCUUUGCUGAUUUGUAGAUGUAUGGUGGAUUGGUGGUUUAGAUCUUUUAGGCUCAUCUCAAUUCUAAUACAAAAAAUUUCACUUCAGAUUUCUUUGGUAAUCCUAUCCAUGACCUUCAUUUGGCAUCCUGAUGACAAGAGUAAUGUUUGCAUGGUGGUGUUGGUUGAUCUAUUUUGAGAGAUUAUAAUGUUUUUUUUUUUUCCAUUUCUUCAAUUUUUGGACUUUUCCCUCCCACUUGCAUGAAAGGAAGUAAGUUGAAGGCUCUUUGCUCAAAUUAUGAGAUAAUACCAAAUUAAGCAAAAUUUGAAUUGUUUA
Quercus robur (English oak) is the source of this 4813-nucleotide messenger RNA. Its product is annotated as disease resistance protein RUN1-like. The record is from RefSeq and is a predicted model, not a curated record. Gene Ontology annotation, biological process: defense response; signal transduction. The coding region runs from base 354 to 3416 and encodes 1020 amino acids. Gene Ontology annotation, molecular function: ADP binding. NCBI's taxonomy places the organism in Eukaryota, Viridiplantae, Streptophyta, Magnoliopsida, Fagales, Fagaceae. The transcript has 13 exons.